Molecule: messenger RNA, 2393 nt
Organism: Fonticula alba
Lineage: Eukaryota; Rotosphaerida; Fonticulaceae
Exons: 4
Coding region: 90-2393 (767 amino acids)
Source: RefSeq, a predicted model, not a curated record
CCCGGUUGCGCCCUGGUUCACGCCCACACGCCCCGGCGUUCCAUUGGUAAGAAGGCGGGCAGUCCCCGCCCGGCACGCCAACCGCAACCAUGGGUCUCUCAACACAUCUGGCUGGCUUGAAUUGGCGGCUCAUCAGCAUGGGCACCAUGGUCCUGCUGUUGCCGAUCCUGAUUUCCUACGAGGUGUGGAUCAUCUCUCUGCUCCACCCGAAUUCCAUCCUCUAUCACCAGUCCACUCUACCAUGGAUUUUGAUCUUGCUUUUUGUGGUGGCUGUCAGUUUCUGCAUGGUUAUCCUCGGCAUCGUCGGCAUCAAGCUCCGUCGGGUGGUGUUCAUUCGUGUGUACAUCGGUACAUUGAUUGUCCUGAUGUUGUCGAUUUUCAUCCUCUACUUCCAGGUGUUGAUCAUCAACAUCUCGCUGCCGGUGGCCGUGCAGGCCCCCCUCAACCAGGGGACCGUCAACUGUUGGAUCAAUGGAACGAUGCUGGGGGUGCCUCAUGGCGGCGAAAGCGCCAGCAGCGGCACCGGCGCGGGGAUUUUGCUGGCCGAUCUGCCCAGGCCGCAGAUUCCAUCGACGCCUGGCGCGUCGGUGGAUCUGGAUCUGGCCAACUGGCCGGGGAUAGAUCGCCACGGUGGCCCUUCUGCUGACAGUGCGCCCGGGCUGGCCCUCCAUCAUGCUGGCACCAGCGUGGCCCUCUUUUCGAGUGCUCCGGAUGCCGGCCUUCUCGAGGACCUGAUUGGCAUUCUCAAGUCCGUCACCACGAUCGGCAUCCCGUUGGACCAGUGGGUGGACAUGAAUGACCUGAAUGACGCCGGCAUGACGUACUCCACCUUCGUGGCCACGGUCAAAGAGUACUGUUCAAAGGCCCGAUCCAGCCAGAUCCUAUUGAUCAUCAUGUUUGGGGCCGUACUGCCGAUUGUUGUCCUGGUCCCCUGUAUAUUCACGGCAAUGGUGCAUGUUCGACAGCUGGUCACCGAAACACAGGAGUACAACAUUGAUCUGCAGUCGGCCCCCUUCGGAGGCGAGCGACCAGACAUGCUACAGCGCCAGCGUAAACUCCAGCGCAUCGAGUUUCUCGAGCGCCUGGAGGGCGGCGACCUGGAGGCCAGUGACCACCUGCUGGGAAGCGGGGCCGGUGCCAGUGUCGAUCCCUUGCUCCUCUCGGGCGGGUCGGGGCCCGUCGGGGCUGGGUCCUCCUCCGGGCUGCUGCAAACCCCCUCGCAAUCGGCGAGCGGCGCGCUGUUGCACAUGCACCAGCUUCACCACCACCAUCAGCGAGGCGGUCAAGAUUCCUCCCUGUCUUCCGGGGAGCUGGUGGAUUUGGCAUCGCCACGGCCCGGCUCGCCGACAAAGCAGCCGCUGUCGGUCAUUUCGCCGGUGCUCCUCACUCGGUCGGCCAGUCACCGGCACCCGGGCGGGCACUCUGGCGGAGGCGGCGCCGGCAUCGUCAGCGGUGGCGGCGGUGGUGGCGGCUUCGACUCGCCCGGGCUGGGAGGCAGUGAUACGCUGAGCCUCGGCGGCGUCGGACCCUCCGAGCGGCCCUUCCCCCCGCGUGCCCCGAGCAUGUACUCCAUCGCCGAAAGCUACCGCGGUUUGGAUUCGAUCGGUGACCGACCUGGGCCGCUGCUGGACCCUGCCGAUGGGCAUCUGUCGACCCUGGAUGAGGGGGAGCUUUUGGACCUUGACGAGGAGGAUGACGAGGAGGACGACGAGGAGGAUGACGACGAUGACCCGGAGCAGUCUCAGCACCGGGGCCAGCAGUUGCUUCGGUCGCCGGGGCUCGGCGUCCGUACGACCGGCGGCGUGGUGGGGGUUGGCGAUGAUCCCCUCGGAUCGAGCGGAUCCCUGCACCGGAGUGCCUCGUAUGGCAGCCGUGGCCGGCGCAGCGUUUGGGACACGGAUCCCAAGAGCCCGGGGCUGGGCGCCGGAUCGGGGCCGGCCCCGGCUGUCACGAACUUCUCGGCCGAUCCCGGUGAGUCAUCUUCCUCCUCGUUGACCGGGCCGUCUUCUUCCUCCCGGCGGCCACUGCACCGGGCGGAGACCAUGCGUUCGAGGCCCGGGGCUGGUGGUCCCUCUGCGGGGGGUGGGCUGUUUGGCCAGCCGCGUUAUGGUGAUCUCCGCUCGCCGGUCGGGGAGAAUGGAGGCAUCAGCGAGGAUGACGAGGAAGAGGAGGAGGAGGACGACGAGGAGGACGACUAUGGGCCGUCCGGUGCCGCGGGCCGGCACCAUUCCACUGGCCUGGCCACUGGGGCCUUCUCCUUCUCGCCGGGCUCGGCCGGGCGCGGUCCAUCUUUCUUGCGGCCUUCCGCCUCUGGGGCCGCCUCCACACCGCCGCCACCGCCACUGGACAGCGAUGAGGAUGACACAUUUGUCUAUCAUCCACCGCGGGCAUAG